Messenger RNA from Equus caballus (horse), 4530 nucleotides. RefSeq names its product succinate dehydrogenase complex assembly factor 3 (gene SDHAF3). The record is from RefSeq and is a predicted model, not a curated record. NCBI's taxonomy places the organism in Eukaryota, Metazoa, Chordata, Mammalia, Perissodactyla, Equidae. Gene Ontology annotation, biological process: succinate metabolic process; mitochondrial respiratory chain complex II assembly. Gene Ontology annotation, cellular component: mitochondrial intermembrane space; mitochondrion.
AGGCGAGGAACUGCAGCAGAGUUUAGGCUUGAGGUAAUAAUUAGUAAGAUUUGUUUCUGCAGACUUCUGCCCCCUGAAUCCCCAGCUCUGUGAUAAGGAUGCAGGGAGGGUACCUUUCACAUGGGAGAUUCAUUUCAUGCCUUCAGUGGGAAAACACACAGGAGGGUCAGAAUGCUCUUUUUGCUUCUUAAGUAACUCUAAUUCAAAAGAGUCAAUAUGCUAUUGUGGGAUAUUUUGGGGUCGUCUAGCCCUGGGCUCCAACGCCAGUCACAUUCUCACUAUCACCUUUGCAAAAGGUGGAGAUUCGUAAACGUCCUGAUUCUACGCUUCCAUCUCAGACUAUUCGAUCAGAGUCUCCAGGCCCGUGGCCCUGGAAACAAUACAUCUAUUUAGAAGGCUUCCCACUGAUUCUUCUGCAGCCAACGCGACUCCAGCUAACGAAACUUGCCAGCUCAGGACUCAUUGAGUUACAUGAACGAGGCCACGCCUUCAGGGUACAUAGUAGGAACAUAGCCCUGUCCAAAGUACUUGGGUUGGUGGGCUUCCGAAGGGAGAGAUUAAUCCCACGCUCGUCCCCCGCGCAGAAGGCAGGAACCCUGUAAGACGCCUGAAGUGGGUCGAGCUAGUCAUGGAAGGCUUCCUGGAGGAGCCCGAUUUUGACUAAAGCUUUCUCAGGCCUGUAUCAGGACGGAAAGGGUGAGGAUGAAUGAGAAAGACAACACAGUGUGACGUCCGGGUGAGAAGCGACGCACACCGGACCUCUGCCCCGGACGCUGGCUUUCAGCAGUCCCGGCGAAAGCGCGACUCCGCGAAAGCCACGCCCCCCGCGCCCGGCUCCAGCCCGAAGGACCAGCUCGUUGCCUGCCCGCCACUGCAGCUCGGGUUUCCGCUGUAUGCAGCAGUUCUGUGGCAACAAGCUAAUGAAAACAGACAAAAUUCAACUGGAAAAGCAUGUUUUGGAACCACCCUACCAGAAGAAAAACUUAAUGACUUUCGUGAUGAACAAAUUGGACAGUUGCAGGAGCUGAUGCAGGAAGCCACUAAACCCAAUAGGCAAUUUAGUAUUACGGAGUCUCGGAAACCGAAACUUUAGUCUAUCCAGAAAAGCUUAACAAAGCGUUUCAAGUUCAGAACUGCUUAAUUUAACAUAUCCUUGUUUUUAAAAAUGUAUUUCUUCAGCUUUUAGGCUUUGAGAAUGCCUGGUGUUAAUGACGUAUUCUUUUAUUUGGAGAUGUCAUGAAUGCUAUCUGCAAUAUAUAGAUCAGGAUCACUAGUGGAUGAAGCUUUACAUUAUUGAAGUAACGGUACUUGAUGGAAUUUGAUUUUUGGACUAAAGAAAGAAUGGCUAUGAAAUGGACAAAACUGUGGAAUUUUGCCAAACAUUUUUUAUAUAUAAAUUUGUUUUUAAUGCUAUUCUUGUUCAAGCAUCAGCCUCAUCUCUUUAGCUUCAUCAGAUAAAUAUAUCAUGAUAAUGAUAGAUGUGGAAUUCCAACAAGGUUAUUAUUUAAAGACAUUGUCAUCCUGAAAGUUUUAUUUCUACUUUAAUAGUACAUAUAUGACUAUUCUCUUAAAUGCCCGUUAUCCCCUAGUCAUUGUUUAUUUACAAUAAAGGGUUAAAAAGAAGCUUUAAGAUUUAGUAGUAUACUAUCAUUUAUAUAAUAUACAUUGUAUAAUUCAUUUCUACAGUAUUUGUUAGUAAGACAGAUUACCCUUAAAUAAUUUGUAGUUACCUUGAGAAUCUCAUUGCCUAAUGAUUGAGGAGAUAAAAUGACCUUCAUAAAUUUUUUGUACACUUAAGUUGAUUUAUAAACUGAAAAAAGCAAAUGAUAAUCCCAUUCACAUCCUAAAAUGUGUAUGAAUUUUAAAAAUUAUUAUACACUAAAAUGACUUGUAUCUUUAUGUAUGUUUACUCUGAGAUUCUGAAGUGAUCCUUUCUCAGAUGCAAUUGUGUUUAUGUCAGCUCUUUAAAAAUUGAUUUGUGUUUGCUCUGGUUUGCUGUCUUGUGCUUUCUCUUUGUGUAUGGCUGCCAGGCCCCUCAGUCCUUUCUUCCAUUCCUCUUUGAGUCAGUCUGUAGGUUGAUCAGUUAGUCUUUUCUCAUUGAGAGAGAGGCAGUCAGUCAAUCAAUAAUCUAGUCUCUACACUAUAACAGGUUCUAGGAAUACAGCAAUGAAUAAGAUAAAGCUCUUGCCCUCAAGAAGUUUAAAAUCUGACUGUGCAUUCAGGAACCUUGUUUCAUCAUGACCAAAUACAGUGCAUCCUCAAACUCGUUACGGUACUAUCUUUUUCAUCAUCUUGGCAAAUAGAAAUCUAACACCCAUGAGGAUACUGCUUCUCUGCAUCUUGUGAAGUGGGAGUUGUGGAUCCAUUUACAACUUGCUAUAACGUAAAACCCCCUCCUUACUGUCCCUUUCAAUUCAUCAUUGUGCCACCGUAACUUAAGAAUUCUUUUUCAUUUAUACUUUGUUUUUUGUUAUACUUCCCUAUUCCUUUUUGUUCUUUGGCACUGGCUCAUACCUCUCCAUCUCAAUUUUUGCCAUCAUGUUGGUGACCUUAGUAUUAAUCCAUGUGGUUGACAUAUCUAGUAGCCUAAUGGCUCUUUGACGGUUCAUGAUUCACUUUCACUUAUUCAGUCACCCAUAAUCAUGGUUACACUUAAACUCACUUUGUUCAGAACUGCUGCAUAUGAAAUUAUGUAUUACAACAUUUCAUGCUUUUGUCACUAUCUCUUACCAUAAUGUGAGCGGUUUCUUACUCCCACUGCACCUAGUAUUUGUUCAACAAAUGCCUGUUGAGAACUUUCAUAUGCCAGGCAUCAUUCUAGAGACUGGGGAUACAGCAGUUAUCAAAGACAAAAUGUGCAGCCUUUUGGCACUCGCAUUCUAAAGGAUGGAAAUAAAAUAUGUAAAUAAAAUAUGUAGGGUGAUAAGUACUAUGGAGAAAAAUAAAGCUAGGUUAGGGGAUAGAGCUGUGGUUCCCCAAUUGUGAACUGAGAUGCCCCAGGGCACCAAAGAGAACUCACAGGGGUGCUGGAGGAUAUUUUAAGUUUUUCAGGAAAUCACAGCCAUAUUUAUUGGACACCACACAAAUUACUAGCUUGAGGUAUUUCACAGUUUUACUAUUAUAUUGCAACAUUCUUUUGGAUUACAUAUCUUUGUGAAGCUGGGCUUUUAGCAAUUGCUGUGAUAAAAGCAAGUAUAACAGAAAAAUUAGUAAGAGAAAAUGUCCAAUGUGGUUACAAAGUUUGAGAAGCUGUGUGGUGUCCAACAGGUGCUCAGUUGUUAGGACAAAUACUAAGUUGUUUGGACUAUGUAAUAAAUGAAACCAUAUGGGUUUUUGGGUUUGUUUUUGCUGUAGGUGUGCUGUGCAAAUACUGAGACAGUAAGGGUAUGUUUGGAAAUUCCUGAAGUAGUGUCAAGGAAUGAAUGGUCUUUAACUGUGAACUCACUAGUCUUUUGACCACUCCAUUUGAUCAAUGUCAUUUCUUUACUGCCUUCACUUCCAUCCCAAUCUGCCCUAGUUUCUGUGAUCCUUCGCUUCAGCCAGCCAUUAGCAAUGCCCUCAAUGUCAUCAUCUCCUUUUCUUUUUCCCUCAUCAUCUGCUCUCACCAAGGUGACCACUCACUCGCUGAAAUCAAUAGGAUAUUAAUCAGUGUAAGAUUGAUAAGUUAUCCUGUGAGGCUUGAUAGUAUUAACUAUUCUCUACUACUUUCAAACCACUCCUGCUUGGUUUGUAUACUGCCUAACUCUCCUUUAAGUUAUAAAUUUUCUUUUUUUUCUUUUUAAAUAAAGAUGUUGUCUGGGAUUUCAUCUUUAGGACUCUUAGUUUACACAUCCAUUGCUUCAGAUAUUAGCUUUACUCUUAAAUCUGUAACACCAACCUCAGUCUCAUUUCUGAACUUCAGGUCUGUGUUUGAAAUUCUGUUUGGCAUUUCCAACUCAUUUAAAAUCAGAUUUACUAUCAUUCAUUCACUGAGCAGGGAAGGAAAGUAACAUAUACCCAGUUCACCAGUUUAGGGUUCUUCAAUUCAGCCUGAAUUUCACCAUUUCUCUAGAGGGCUCCUUCUCAUUUAACAGCAAUUCUGACAACUCCAUGUAGUGGACUGCAAAAUGACCAUAGUUCUCUACUGCUCCUGGUACCCAUGCCCUUUGCAAUGUGACUUUGCAGCUCCUUCCAUCACAUCUAUUUUUCAGCUCUUCAAACCUGAACUGGCCUUGUUCCUUGAUUUGCUCAAAAGAAUAUGGGUAUGACAUUAUGCAAAUUUAGGGUGUAGGCCUCAGAGUCUUAUACACUUCCUCCCGCACUGUUGGAAACCUGCCCAGCUGUCAUGUGAACAAGCUCAGGCUGACCUAUCAGAGGAUGAGAGAUCAUAUGGAGCAGAGGUGAGCUACCCUAGCUGAAGCCAUCCUAGACCAACCAGCUCUCAGCCAACCACAGAUAUGUGAAUGAGCCCUCCCAAGAUCAGAAGAACUGCCCAGCUGAUCCCAGCCCGAAUUGCCAAUGAUAAGCCGAAUAAAUUGUAGUUCUUUUAAA